CGGCCAAACAAAACCCCUUGCUCUCCUUUCUUCCUCUUUGUUUGUCUGCUAAUUUUCAUUUUCCUCCAUUGUUCGAAGAACCUUCUUCUUUCCCCUUUUCACACAAACCCUAGAAACAGAAAAAACGAAUCCCGAUUUCCAUGAUUGAUUUCUUAGAUUCCCCCAUUUCAAUCAACAUCUCCUGAAAAUUAAUCGCUUGAACAUUUGCAGAAUCAGAGAUUUUAGGAGUUGUGUUUCGGGUGAUUGAUUAGCUUCUCUGAUUUCUCGCAUUUUUUUUUUUGUGUUUGUUUUUAAUUCAAUCAAUCAAUCAAUCAUGACGCCUCUCCAACCACCGCCGGCCGCCGGAUCCGCCGCGAAUCGCGCAGUCCGUCCACGGCGGCGCCCUGGCCUAACCCUCCCUCUACCCCAGCGCGACCCGUCCCUCGCCGUUCCGCUUCCCCUGCCGCCGAGCUCAGCUCCCCCAACCUACCCUUCCUCCGUCGCGCAGCUGGAUUACUCCGAGCUGGAGCGGGUCAGCCGAAUCGGCAGCGGCGCCGGUGGCACCGUCUACAAAGUCCUCCACCGCCCUACCGGAAAAAUCUACGCCCUGAAGGUGAUCUACGGCAACCACGAGGACGCCGUCCGGAACCAGAUGCGCCGUGAAAUCCAGAUACUCGGCGACGUCGACAACCCUAACGUCGUGAGGUGCCACAACCUAAUCGACCACAACGGCGAAAUUCAGGUCCUCCUCGAGUACAUGGACAAAGGCUCCCUCGAGGGCACACACAUCCCCCAUGAACCCUCUCUAUCUGAUCUCGCCCGCCAGAUUCUCUGCGGACUGUACUACCUCCACAAGCGCAAAAUCGUCCACCGCGAUAUCAAGCCCUCCAAUCUACUGAUCAAUUCCCGAGGAAUCGUCAAGAUAGCCGAUUUCGGAGUGUCCAGAGUUCUAGCUCAAACAAUGGACCCCUGCAAUUCCUCUGUGGGAACAAUUGCUUACAUGAGUCCAGAGAGAAUCAACACAGAUCUAAACCAUGGCCGUUACGAUGGAUAUGCAGGGGAUAUCUGGAGUUCGGGGGUCAGCAUUCUCGAAUUCUACUUGGGGAAGUUUCCAUUUGCUGUUGGAAAAGGAGAUUGGGCAAGUCUCAUGUGUGCAAUCUGUAUGUCGCAGCCGCCCGAGGCGCCUCCUUCUUCGAGCAGAGAGUUUAGGGAUUUUAUUGCUUGCUGCCUUCAAAGGGAUCCGUCGAAGCGUUGGACCGCUUCUCAGCUUUUGAAGCAUCCAUUCAUUACGCUGCACGCCCCGCAGGCGAGGGGGAGCAAUCAGGUGCAUCAAUCUCAUCAGUUAUUACCCCCUGCUCGCCCACAUUUUUCGUCUGCUUGAUCGUUACCUAGUUUUUGGGAAUAUUUAUCGUUCUUUUUUGUUUCCCCCCUAAAUCUUGUUUUACUUGUCGAUUCUAUGAGGUCGAAGUAUGCAAACUUGAACUACAAAUAGAUCCUGAAUUUUGACGAUAAAGUGUUUUCGUGGCAAUGAAAUGAAUUCUAUUUUCGGUGAUCA
Messenger RNA from Erythranthe guttata (spotted monkey flower), 1534 nucleotides. It is a transcript of the gene MKK5, whose product is annotated as MAP kinase kinase 5. Gene Ontology annotation, biological process: protein phosphorylation. The record is from RefSeq and is a predicted model, not a curated record. Lineage: Eukaryota; Viridiplantae; Streptophyta; Magnoliopsida; Lamiales; Phrymaceae. Gene Ontology annotation, molecular function: ATP binding; protein serine/threonine kinase activity. Gene Ontology annotation, cellular component: cytoplasm.